This is a messenger RNA of Orbicella faveolata, 4701 nucleotides long. RefSeq lists its product as uncharacterized. NCBI's taxonomy places the organism in Eukaryota, Metazoa, Cnidaria, Anthozoa, Scleractinia, Merulinidae. The record is from RefSeq and is a predicted model, not a curated record.
GUUUGUCAAAAAUGGAACGGCGAAUUUUGGUCAAAAUAACUGGACCACCUCCAGAGGUGAUCCCAAAUAUUCUGGUCUGAAGAAACUGAAACGGACCUUUCCAUUUGAAUUCCGACCAAAAUUUCCAGAACCUUUGGCAUAAUGGAAAGCAUCCUUGCAUUUAUAUCCUGCAAAGCAUAGAUUUUAUAAUCAGAAGUUUCGACAAUUCUCUUUUAGGGUAUUACAAAAUUACGAAGUCGUGAACAACAGUGUCACAACCAACAACGACAUUUUUGCUCAUGCAAAUCGAGAAAAAGAAAAACUUUUGAUGAUAAGUCCAGUUGAUGAGAUCACGUCCUAUAUCAUUUUCCGUGCCGUGCGUGACCUUUCUGGUGGUGCCGUCAAAAAGGUCAACAAAAGGAUAAACAAAUCAUUCAAAAGAGCGUUAUUAAAUAAACAAAAACAAGACCAAGUGCUCGCCAAAUCUGAUAAUCAAAUCGACGAAUGGGAAAAAAUUGCAAUCAAAAGUGUCCAUCGCCAAGGAAGUAAGAGAUGAUGGUAAGUGGCAAGUCCUGGUCAACAACAAAGAGUCCAUCAGCUUUCUACACCUGGAAAAUACUUGGUGUGAUGGCCAUGUUAUGGUCAGUGAAGUCAAAUUGAAAAGAAACAUCAGUGAACAUAAGAUCGGGGCGGAGAUUUGGUACAACCAGCUCGCUGUCAAAACCCAAUUGACAGACAACAUCAAUGUUCAGUUGUGUUUUGAAGAUAUUGUAGUCCAAGUGAGAAAUGUGCUGUCACUAGGUGAAAAAUCGCACGUAUGUCGUGAUCUUCCCAUGUGCGAGAUCAAUGACUUGCUAGAAAUGUACCAGGUUAAAGUUGAAAACUACUUCAUGACAUAUGGAGACAUCAAUGAGGAAAGGUGAUUAUAAUAAUCUUUCAUUAUUGUUAUUAUUAUUUAUAUUAUUAGUAUUAUCAUUAGUAUUAUUAGUAUUAGUGUUAUUAUAUUAUUUGGCCAUUAUAUUUUAUUUACAAAAUUGACAUAAAUCUGCUUAAGAAUAUAGCAAUAUGUAACAUUAUUAAUGGCCACAGAUCUUAGUGGACUCUGUUGAGCUUUUUUAUUGAGAUCCACAUAUGGGCAUAAUCAUGUUGUUAAUGUAAUUGAAAUAUAGCACUAGGGUUACUUAAUUUUAAUACUAGCAUAGGUUUUUAAAAACUGAUCAUAGUCGAGGAAUAUACGUUUAUUGGCACAUAAACUUUAGUAUCAUUUUUUAAAGAGUAUAUGAGUAGAUUGACCACCUAAUAAGGUUACAAUAUACCUUUGGAGAGGAUUUUCUCCAUAAAGUUAUGUCCAAUGUUAUCUAUUUAGGCAUUUCAGUUCAAAGUGUGAAGUUUCCACUAAUUCAGGUGGACUGAUUUGCUCAAGAUGCAAAUACAUUAAAAACACAUAUAAAAGGAAAGAAGAAAGAUACAAAGAAAAACCAUUUGUGAAUGCCAAAACCAACCAUCAAUACAUGACCAAUGAUCAGCUUGUUGGAAAGGUAAUUAUAGUAAUGCUGAACUGUGAAAUCAUGCCUGUUUAACAAACACCAUUAAAAAAAACAAUUCUCCAACUUCUACAGCUAUGUACCUCACUAUUUGAUACAACACAUUUUGAUAAUGGAGCAUUCCAUUGUCAGCCCCUUGGAUGCAAACUUCAAAGGUGCUAACAACAAAUUCAUGGCUGUCAACAAAUCGGCCCUCCACGGGGAGAAUGUUUCAAAAUAGGUUUGAAAUACCUCGCUUAUUUUACUUUUUUCUACAAAUCUGAUAAUGAUCAAUUCUCUUCAACGAUAUAUUUUUUAGUUGUAUGAAAUAUUUAUUAGAAUUGCUUUGUUUCUGAAGCCUGAAUUUUAUUAGAAGCAUCCUACAUUUACAAAUUUAACCUACUAUUUAAUUGGUUAGAUUUGUACUCUGCUGUUAAUUAUAUUUCACCAUUAUUGUUAAAAUUAAUGUAAAUAGUUUUGGAGGACCUUGGACUGAUGUGAAUGCUCAGUUAGCCUGAAAUGUCAGUCAUCUCCUGUUGCCAAGGCAUUAGGAUGAGGGCGGAUUUCGGGAUAAAGCUCUGUACAUAAAUUGUUACUGCUAUUAAAAUGGUUCAACUUGAGAAACAGCAGAAGGUAGCAGAAAAAAGAACUCAGGAAAAACUGGAAGCUGACAUGAUUGAGAAUAUUAUUAUAACACCGUAGGACAUAUUUUUCAAAAUUUGCUCAAAUCUCAUUUAAACUCUCCAGGAUGAGAAAAAAAUGACACUGUUGAAUGUUCAAGAGUGUUUAUUUGGUAAAUUACCUAUUUGUUGAUUGAUUUCAAUGUCAUCUUCUAAUCUCCAUAGACUCUUAUAUUCUAUUUCAACACCAGUCCUACUCACUAGUGAGUCACCUGAGAUAUGUGCAAGUAGCCCGAGCGAUCAGUUGUGCACGUAAUCCCAGAGCGGUCAGUCGCAUCUUUUGAAGUUCGUUGGUAAUGGCAAAUACGAGCAAGCAAACACUUUCCACUGAGGCAGAGGAUGCCCUCUUAAACAAUGACCACGAUCCUAAGGAGAAGACCCCAACAACUGCCCACCGGUUCCCAUGGUCAGUAUGCUUCAGAACGUCAACAAAACUCUCAGAGCGAUGGCAGACUCGAUCCUCAACAUGAACCAGUCACUCAAGCAGCUUCAUCCCAGUAACAGACGAUCAACUCGACCCUAAAUGAUGAAAAUACAGUUUCAAAGAUUGAGUGGUUCCGAUGGUUCAGAUUAUGAUGGAGAUGACUCGGACGCGGAACUUUAGGCCCUUUGUGGCACUGAAGCCAACAAAACCUCCAAAGAUAAACCCCAUGCUCCACUCAAGCAAAGCGCAAAUCACAGAAGAUCUUCUCAACGCAGACGAAUCAGGUCUGGCUGCUGAGAAACAACUGGCUGACUUUAUUAACAACUUGUGGUCUAAGAAAUUGCCAGACUCAAAACUAAAGGAUAGGUCAGGGAAAUAUUUACACCCAGUGAACUGCGAGACUCUCGCAACACCGCAGGUUAAUCCCGAAAUCUGUGAUAAACUGAGCCACUCAGUAAAACAACAGGACCUCAGGUCCAGCUUAACCCAGAAAACGGUUGGUACUGCUGGCACUGUACUGUGCAAAUCCAUUGAGCUGCUGCUAGAAAUGAAGAAUUUGAAGCAGCCGAAGUCAAACUCAGACAUUCAGAAACUUAUAAAAUUGAACACAGAUGCAGUCGCUCUCCUAGGGCAUGCAUAUGUCAACCUGUCCCACUGCCGCUGGGAGUCAAUCAAACCGCAUCUAAAUAAAGAUUAUGCGGGCCUGUGUGCUUCGCAUGUUCCAGUAACAGCUCUGCUGUUUGGCAACGACCUGCAAUCCCAAUUGAAUAUACCAGCAUCCAACAGGGUAAGCACCAUGUUUCUUGACAAAUGGAAGGAAAUAACUUCUGACUCAGAAGUCCUUAUUGUGUUAAGGGUCAAUAUAUUGAAUUUUCCACACAGCCCACAAAGAACUUGGGCCUGAAAAGGAAAACUUUCAACAUCAGUGACUCACUGGUUAUAGGAGCUGAAAUCCAAAAAUUGCUUGACAAAGGUGUCAUUGUACCCAACCCAACAUGAAAGUGGGGAAUAUAUUUCGCCAAUUUUUCUGGCAAAUAAAAAAGAUGGAUCGUAUCGAAUGAUCUCAAAUUUAAAAUGCUUUAACCAGCAUGUUGAAUACCAACAUUUCAAAAUGGACUCAGUCUGGACAGCAAUUAGGUUCAUUACCCCAAAUUGCUUCACGGCAUCCAUUGAUUUAAAGGACACUUACUAUUCGGUCCCUAUCGCAAAGCCACACCAAAAGUACCUCAAAUUUGAAUGGAACAACAUGUUAUUUAAGUUUACAUGUUUCCCCAAUGGUUUGGCUUUCUGUCCCAGAAAAUUUACCAAGCUAGUGAAACCAGUAUUUACCACCCUGCAACAGCUUGGUCACUUGUCUUCAGGUUAUAUAGACGACUCUUGGUUAAUGGGGCCAAUCUGGGAUUAUUGUGCAAAAAAUGUUGUUGACACAGUCAAACUAUUGGAUACUUUGGGUUUUGUAGUACACCCUUAAAAGUCGGUGUUCAUCCCAACUCUACAAGGAUGCAACCUUUGACUUAGGACAAUUUAAUGUUACCAUUAUUUCCUACAAGCAUCUCCUGUUGGAGAAUCGCUGAAAUGGCAAACACCCUACCGUCACUGACCCGGUGCUUGUACAUCAUAGAAACACUACUCAGUCAUAAAAGUACCUUUGAACUAACUUGACAUCCUCAAAUCCUGCCACGAAGAAUCUUGGCAUUUGGUACCAAUGAUGAGACAGCGUUAAUCAAGGCGUUUGAGGAAACCUCUGACUGUGCUGUUUAUUUAUUGUGUGAGAGGCACAUACAAAACACCCUCAGACGAGGUUUAAAGCCCUCUAGUUUCCUUUGGCCUACCAAGCAGUUUCUCCACAAUACCUUUGGUGGAGCAUGUGACCGGGAGUAUGUGCUUGGACUGGUUGACAGUAGAGAUAUAGAGGAAUUUCAAUGCUGCCUGGAUACCCUGGAGGAGAAAUGGAGUCAAGCUGCAGAGCCAGGUAAAGAGGCCUAUCGCUGGUUUCUGAAAAACAAAGCACAGAAAGUUUUUUGUUCUCUUGGUGCUGGUGUUAAAGAGCAAGCCGGCUAAGGAUGACCACCUGCACGAUUUACAACCAACCCAU